GACCAAAAACCACCCGCCAAACUAUCCAUCGUCAUUUACUCCUACUUCCGCGACUUACCAUUCCACCACCCACCCCCUUUGAUAAAUUUUUUUUCUCCCUUUAUAAACUCCAUCCUCACAACCUUCUCCAUAAUCAUUAUCAUUUAUCUUUUCAAGUUAAUAUCUUCUUUAGCUAUAGCACAUACCAAACAUGGCUCUAGCCAUUUCUUUAUCCACCCUUCUCUUCCUUUUCUUCUUUACUCUAUCAUCUGCCAUGAACAUGUCAAUUAUCAGCUAUAACUAUGAUCAUCAUCCUAAAAGCUGGAGAAGCGAUGUCGAGGUCAUGAACAUGUACAACUGGUGGCUUGCAAAGCAUGGUAAAACUUACAAUAAGAUUGGGGAGAGGGAGGAGAGGUUUGAGAUCUUUAAGAAUAACUUGAGGUUCAUCGAUGAACACAACUCUAAAAAUCGUACCUAUAAGGUUGGAUUGACUAGGUUUGCUGAUCUUACCAAUGAAGAGUACCGUGCCAUGUUCUUGGGCACAAAGAGUGAUCCUAAGCGUAGAGUAAUGAAGUCUAAAAACCCCAGCCGUAGGUAUGCUUUUAAGGCCACUGACGAAUUGCCAGAGUCCGUCGAUUGGAGAAAGGAAGGAGCUGUUAAUCCUAUCAAAGAUCAAGGAAGUUGUGGUAGCUGCUGGGCAUUCUCAACCAUAGCUGCAGUAGAAGGAAUAAACAAGAUAGUGACAGGGGAACUAAUCUCUCUAUCAGAACAAGAAUUGGUAGACUGUGACAGAUCAUACGAUGCAGGUUGCAAUGGAGGCCUCAUGGACAACGCCUUCCAGUUCAUCCUCCAGAAUGGUGGCAUUGACACCGAACAAGAUUAUCCAUACCUUGCCGUUGAUGGCACUUGUGACCCAACCAAGGUGAAUAAUAAGGCUGUUACCAUUGAUGGGUUUGAGGAUGUUAUUCCUUUCGAUGAGAAAGCUUUGCAGAAAGCUGUGGCAAAUCAACCUGUCAGUGUUGCAAUUGAAGCCAGCGGCAUGCCUUUGCAGUUCUACCAGUCGGGUGUGUUCAGUGGUGAAUGUGGAUCAGCGCUAGACCAUGGAGUGGUCAUUGUUGGAUAUGGAACAGAUCAAAAUGGCAUGGAUUACUGGAUUGUUAGGAAUUCAUGGGGCCGAGACUGGGGUGAGAAUGGAUAUAUCAGGAUCCAGCGCAAUGUGGUUGACACAUACGCUGGCAAAUGUGGAAUUGCAAUGGAAUCCUCUUAUCCCAUCAAGAAUGCCCAGAACCCUUCUCAAACUUCUGAGGCUGCUGAGAAGAUCAACAGCGCUUGAAGCUUCCUCUUGCCUCUUUCAAGAAAAGGGUACAAAGAAAGAUCAACAAAGGUGUGAAUUAUGAUGGCUACUUGAUUUAUUAUGUCCUGUAAUAAGGAAAAAUUGGGUGUUUGUGUUUGUUUGGAAUGUUGUUGUCGUAUAUAGCUUUACAUUGUCAAAACAGCACCUGAAAAAACUGAAAAUUGUUGUAUCUGGAUGUCAUUUCGCCAUUAAAUAAAUUUAUCAAGCACACUAAAAGCAGUUGUUUCUCUAA
Messenger RNA from Hevea brasiliensis (rubber tree), 1565 nucleotides. Its product is annotated as cysteine proteinase mucunain. Gene Ontology annotation, cellular component: lysosome. The transcript is spliced from 4 exons. NCBI's taxonomy places the organism in Eukaryota, Viridiplantae, Streptophyta, Magnoliopsida, Malpighiales, Euphorbiaceae. Bases 191 to 1312 code for a protein of 373 amino acids. The record is from RefSeq and is a predicted model, not a curated record. Gene Ontology annotation, molecular function: cysteine-type endopeptidase activity.